Molecule: messenger RNA, 3393 nt
Organism: Conger conger (European conger)
Lineage: Eukaryota; Metazoa; Chordata; Actinopteri; Anguilliformes; Congridae
Gene: fam89a
Product: family with sequence similarity 89 member A
Exons: 2
Coding region: 174-698 (174 amino acids)
Source: RefSeq, a predicted model, not a curated record
AUUAGUUGUUGAGCAAUCUUUAGAGAAGGAGUGUAAUGGUGCAUGGUGUAGAACAGCGCACCGUGCUUCUUUGACAAAUGCAGUGAUUUUUGAAAAACAGACGUUACGUUUUCCACCCUCGUGUCGUUAAAUACAUUUUAUUGUAACGUUUUAUUGUUACGUAGGUUAAUAUAAUGAAUGGUAAAUCUACGAACGGUACAGCAGGCAGUACACUGGCCUGCAUCGAAGGGCUACCCCCGUUGCCGAAGAGUCUAAGCGGAUUGCUGAAUUCGAGCGGCGGGUCCUGGAGAGAGAUGGAGAGGAUGUACGCCAAAAAGACCAUGAUCCAAGACGAUCUAAGCCGUGGCCGAAGCAAUGCUGACAAUAUGUUGGCGAAUAAACCAGCUAACCUGGAUGCAGCUCUGGCGCUUCUUAGAAAAGAGAUGGUGGGGUUGCGUCAGCAGGAUAUGUCGUUGCUGUGUCAGCUUUGGUCACUUCAUGAGUCAAUACAGGAGUAUAAAGGUAGCUGCCAGGACCUGAGUGCGGCGUCCAGUGCAGACGGACCUUAUGGGAUGGAGAAUGGCUACUUCGACGAAGAUGAGGAAUACUAUCAGGAUGGCAGCUUGAGCCCUACCGAGCAACCAGAUGCAAGCGAAUCUCUGAAAAAUGGGAACACCAAGGACAAAUGGCUCCACGACUCAUUCCACAUCACUAUUUGAAGUAGGCUGCUCCAUAAUAAUAGGCUAUGGUAUUUUGCGCCAACGCUAGACUCAACCUUGUUACUCGAGUCAAUUCGCUUUUAUACAGAGUCGUGUCAGGCAUUCAGUUUUGCUGGCUUUUAGUCAAUAUUCCCAGUAAUUUUUCUAUAUAAAGAUAUGAAUAAAAGUUCAUAUUUAUUCUAUAAUACACAAAAAUGAGCUUCUUUUGGACAUAGAGGAUAUUGGACAUUUUAAUAGUAUAAUGCUGGUUGACUCAGUUUUACAUUUUUAUUUUCUUUGUUUUUACUUCACUCAUGUUUACAGUGACAAUAACCCUGAAUUCACAGGAAAUGGACCUUCUUGGCCAAUGCACUUGCACCAUUUUAUGGUAGCUGUUUGCAAAUUAAGUUUGGUGAUAGUUGAUUUCUGUCCUAUAUUGUGUUUUCAAGGUCACUACAGUGGAUGACCUCAAUCGGCAACAAUAUAAUUUGACAUUAAUAUUUAAUACCAGGGCCAUCACCCAGAAAUGGAAUUUGAAAAUGUGAAAAAGAUAAAUGCUGGAAACAUUCUCUUCAUGUUGAAACUGGAAAUACAGGGUAAAUAAGCAUGUGAUCACACGUGUCUUCCAAGUCAAGUGUGCUCCCCUUUACUCUGCUAUGCAGCUUUCCCAUCUCUAGUUUUUUUGGAAAGGCUCAGCCCAGGAAAUUUUAAGUAGGUAAGUUGCUGGUAUCCCAUGGAAGGCUUGUGCCCAUAAUCACUAUUCCUUUUAUUGCAAAGGUGGCUUCUGCUGCUUCUUCUGGUACUUGUCUUUAUGGAUUUGCCAUUUGGGCAAACUCCAAAAGAAGCUACUACGAAUGUGAUCCUCGCUGCGCACCUUUUACAAUACAUGGUGCUCCUAGGCUUGUGUCUUCCUCUAUAGCCGUUUGAAUCUAAUCUCAGCGGGAACUCUAUGCACUCUUGUUCAUCAGCUGCCUUCUCAGCUGCAUGGCUGCCUAUGAAGGGCAUGUCGAGGGCACGGUUGGGUACAAGGUGUCUCUGUCAAGAGUUGAACCGAGUGAAAACUGAUCCCCUACAUCAGUACGGUGGAGAACGUGUGGUAUGCUAACCAAAGAAUUGGCCUAAUGUGUACUGAAAACAUAAAAUGGUCUACAUGUAUUUUGAUGAUUGAACGCUUGCAGCACUUGCAUUAGUAAAUUAGUAUUUUAUUUUAUUUUAUUUUUAUUAUCGCUAGAGGCUGUUUCUAUGGAUGAGUUGUGGUGAGGAAAGUGUUAUUGCUCAAUGGCCACUGGUGCAAAAUCGAUCAAAGCGUACAUGCAACAAAGGUUCCUCGCAUUCUGAAUUGCCGGAAUGGAGAGGUGAGAAAUGUCCCGGUACAACCUCCAAGUCAUUAAAUAAACGUGAGCUGCAGCUAACGAUGACCUCGGUAGAAUUCUAUACUCCUUUCUACCUCUUGCUGUGUAUGCUGUGCAUUAAAAUGCAGAAUUAGUCUUUUUUUUUUUUUUUUUUUUUUUUUUUUUUUCACCCAUGCUUCAUUUUAUUUUUGUUGAAUGGAAGUCUCACUUCCUGUUUAAUAAGGCCUGCUUCCACAUCAGUCCGAGUAAAUUUGGAUGACCUGGACAAACCUGAUGCUGGAUUUCUUUGUACAACCUAAUGUCUACAAGCUUAAAAAAAUAACUGAAUACUGAUAUUAUCUGUCGCACUACACCCUCAAAUAUUGCAAAGCAUUGACCUUAGAACUGAAACACUGAUUUACAAAGUAUCACUGCGCUACGUAUAUCAUCAGCAGAAAGAUUUAGUACUUCCAGUGAAUUGUAUGUCUUCCAUUUUAUAUUUAUCAAAACGCUGUUGGAUUUAUCUCCAGCAAAAUUUCCAGCCGUUUCACUUUGUGCCUUUGAAAGCCAUGGUCUUUAACCUUGGCUGUUGAUGCAUUUUAUUUCUUUGUUUCAAUUUGACAAGUGAUAGCAGGUUGAUCUGGACAAUGUCUUCAAUUGUCAGCAUACUAAGACAAUUGAUUGCGCCCUGUUCAUCUUGCACUUCACAGGCAAAGGCACGAUGCAUAUUUCUGUGGGGUUUUGUGUUUUGCAUUUUCACCAGCAACUGUCUGUGAAAUUUAGCACUUCAUUAUUAUUAUUAUUAUUAUGACUAUGUUGUAUUAAUAACCAUCUUAUUUCCAUUGAUUGGAUGGAUAAGCCCCAUCCUGCUCGACUGUGUGAAGUGUAAAUGUUCCUAUUGAAGACAAAGCAAUGUUAAGAGAUGUAUUGCCACAGUCACUGUGUACCCUGUAUUACAUUGGAUCUAUAUCAGGCUCUGUAGUCUGUAAAUAGCAAUAUCUUUAUUUUUAUUUUUAUUUUCAAUCCAAGAGUCUAUUAAGAGGUUAGAGAGACAUAUUCCAAUGUUUUUCCCAUCCAAGUAAUGAUAUUCUUUUACAUAAUUUGUCCAAACAUACCAAUUUAAUUUUAAUUGUGAUUUGAAUUUAAAUCAUUUAAGUCAUUAAUGAUUGAUUGCUUUCAGAAGAGGACAGAUGUAAAAGAUGCUUAAUGAAAUGAGAGUAUUGGCAGUCUCGGUGUGUGACUGCUAGGCCUAUAUCUUCCACUUGAACAGUGUUUACAUUUACAUUUCCCCAAAUCAAAGCUGUGUUUGGUCUUCUCCAUUUCUCAAUUCUUUCACUGUAUGACCAUACUACUGUAUGAGUUUUUUUUUUUUUUUUUUUUUUUUU